Messenger RNA from Phlebotomus papatasi, 2167 nucleotides. It is a transcript of the gene Cpsf73, whose product is annotated as cleavage and polyadenylation specificity factor 73. Gene Ontology annotation, molecular function: RNA endonuclease activity; 5'-3' exonuclease activity; RNA binding. Bases 80 to 2143 code for a protein of 687 amino acids. The record is from RefSeq and is a predicted model, not a curated record. The transcript is spliced from 5 exons. Gene Ontology annotation, biological process: mRNA 3'-end processing by stem-loop binding and cleavage. NCBI's taxonomy places the organism in Eukaryota, Metazoa, Arthropoda, Insecta, Diptera, Psychodidae. Gene Ontology annotation, cellular component: mRNA cleavage and polyadenylation specificity factor complex.
AACCGCUUUCCAGUCGGGCGUUGGAAAGUUGCUGGAAGUGUUUGUUUACAAAAGAUCUCAGCGAGGUUUUUCACAGAAAAUGGCUGGAAAAAGGAAAGCAGAUUCUCAAAUUCCUGCAGAAGAGAAUGAUUUGCUCCUCAUAAAGCCGCUGGGAGCUGGUCAGGAGGUGGGCAGGUCCUGCAUCAUGCUAGAGUUCAAAGGGAAGAAAAUAAUGCUGGAUUGCGGGAUUCAUCCGGGUCUCAGUGGCAUGGAUGCCCUUCCAUUUGUUGAUCUAAUUGAGCCAGAAGAGGUUGACUUGCUCUUCAUCUCGCAUUUCCAUCUUGAUCACUGCGGAGCUCUGCCUUGGUUCCUGCAGAAGACAUCCUUCAAGGGUCGCUGCUUCAUGACUCACGCCACAAAAGCCAUCUACCGGUGGAUGUUGUCAGACUACAUUAAGGUAAGCAACAUUUCCACUGAACAGAUGCUGUACACAGAGGCAGAUCUCGAGGCCAGCAUGGAGAAGAUCGAAACUAUCAACUUUCACGAAGAGAGGGAUGUUCUGGGAGUGAGAUUUUGGGCGUACAACGCUGGGCAUGUUCUAGGUGCUGCAAUGUUCAUGAUUGAAAUUGCUGGUGUUAAGAUUCUCUAUACUGGAGACUUCUCGCGGCAAGAGGAUCGACAUUUGAUGGCUGCGGAGAUUCCUUCGAUGCGUCCUGAUGUCUUGAUAACCGAAUCGACGUAUGGGACGCACAUUCAUGAAAAGCGGGAGGAUAGGGAGACGAGAUUUACAUCGUUGGUUCAGAAGAUUGUAACUCAGGGAGGGAGGUGUUUGAUUCCGGUUUUCGCUCUCGGGAGGGCGCAAGAGUUGCUUCUGAUUUUAGAUGAAUACUGGAGUCAGAAUCCUGAACUUCAGGAUAUUCCGAUCUACUACGCUUCGUCGUUGGCUAAGAAAUGCAUGGCUGUCUAUCAGACUUACAUUAAUGCCAUGAAUGAUAAGAUCAGACGUCAAAUAGCUGUUAACAAUCCCUUUGUCUUCCGCCACAUUUCAAAUCUCAAAGGAAUUGAUCAUUUUGAAGAUAUAGGACCGUGCGUUGUUAUGGCGUCACCGGGUAUGAUGCAGAGCGGUCUGUCGCGGGAACUCUUUGAGAAUUGGUGCACAGAUGCGAAAAAUGGCGUCAUCAUUGCCGGAUACUGCGUUGAAGGGACUCUGGCUAAGACAAUCCUUUCGGAACCUGAGGAAAUCCUCACGAUGUCUGGUCAGAAGCUUCCUCUAAACAUGUCCGUCGACUACAUUUCCUUCUCGGCCCAUACGGAUUACCAGCAAACAAGCGAAUUUAUCCGGUUACUGAAGCCGAGGCAUGUGGUUCUUGUCCAUGGGGAACAGAAUGAAAUGAGCAGGUUGAAGUCUGCGCUGCAGAGGGAGUACGAGGCUGAACAAAAUACAAUGAUUUCCUUCUACAAUCCGAGGAAUACGCACACGGUCGAGCUGCACUUUAAGGGAGAGAAGACGGCUAAGGUAAUGGGAAGCCUGGCAGUUAAACGACCGGAGAAUGAACAGAAACUUAGCGGGGUCCUUGUUAAGAGGGACUUUAAGUAUCACAUCUUGGCAGCUUCGGACUUGUCAAAGUAUUCCGACAUGAGUAUGUCUGUAGUGACGCAAAAACAGAGUCUGAUGUGGUCAGGUUCUAUGAACACACUUCGGUUGCUGCUUGAACGAAUCGGAGGUCCGGGAACGGUUGAGUCCACGGAGACUGAGAAGAAGUACCGCAUCUUCAACUGCAUCGACGUGCAGUUGGAGGGGAAGGUGAUCAUCAUGGAGUGGCAGGCAACGCCGGUGAAUGACAUGUUCGCCGACACUGUCCUAGCCACUUUGCUGCAGUCGGAUCUCUGUGGAACGACAAUCAAGGGCACGUCGGGUCACAAAGGCGACCGUACUCACUUCAAAGAGUGCCUCGUUGAGACACUUCAAGAUAUGUUUGGAGAGAAGUCGGUACCUAAAAUGAUCCGUGGGGAUGAGUUUCAGGUGACUGUAGGUGGAAAGAAGGCUAACGUAGAUCUGCAGAAGCUGGAAGUUGCCUGUCCGGAGGAUGAACAAAUGGCCAAGAUGAUACAUACGGCUGUUCACAAACUCUAUCAGUCUCUGGUUCUAGGUCCAGGAAACUGAAUAAAGAAUAAUUACACUUGACAA